Messenger RNA from Huiozyma naganishii CBS 8797, 261 nucleotides. RefSeq names its product long-chain fatty acid transporter ACB1 (gene ACB1). Bases 1 to 261 code for a protein of 86 amino acids. Lineage: Eukaryota; Fungi; Ascomycota; Saccharomycetes; Saccharomycetales; Saccharomycetaceae. The record is from RefSeq and is a predicted model, not a curated record. Gene Ontology annotation, biological process: fatty acid metabolic process. Gene Ontology annotation, molecular function: fatty-acyl-CoA binding. The transcript has a single exon.
AUGGUCUCGCAGUUGUUCGAGGAGAAGGCUAAACAGGUGAACUCGCUGGCGACGAAGCCAGGGAACGACGUGCUGUUGCGGUUGUACGGGCUGUACAAGCAGGCGACCGUCGGCGACUGUGUGGGGGACAGGCCGGGCGUGUUCAGCAUGAAGGAGAGGGCGAAGUGGGACGCUUGGGAUAAGUUGAGAGGGAUGACGGGCGAGGAGGCUGAGAAGUUGUAUAUAGAGUUGGUAGAGGACCUGUUUGCCGCUGAACAGUGA